Aureobasidium melanogenum CBS 110374 is the source of this 1794-nucleotide messenger RNA. Its product is annotated as Pkinase-domain-containing protein. NCBI's taxonomy places the organism in Eukaryota, Fungi, Ascomycota, Dothideomycetes, Dothideales, Saccotheciaceae. Bases 1 to 1794 code for a protein of 597 amino acids. Gene Ontology annotation, molecular function: protein kinase activity; ATP binding. Gene Ontology annotation, biological process: protein phosphorylation. The transcript has 5 exons. The record is from RefSeq and is a predicted model, not a curated record.
AUGGCCGACGACUAUCACAUGCUGGAAGAGUUGGGCAGUGGGAGUUUUGGUGUCGUAUACAAGGCCGUCGAGAAGGCCACUGGUGACCUGGUCGCCAUCAAACACAUCGACCUCGAAGGCAGCGACGACGACAUUCAAGAGAUUCAGCAAGAGAUCGCUCUCUUGAGCACAUGCUCGAGCGAGCACGUAACACGAUACAAGGCCAGCUUUGUGCGCGGCGUCAAACUAUGGAUCGUCAUGGAAUACCUUGGUGGAGGCUCGUGUUUGGAUCUACUCAAAUCCGGCCCCAUCACCGAGGCUCAGAUCGCCAUCAUCAUGCGCGAGCUGCUGCUAGGCCUGGACUACCUGCACAACACGGGCAAAAUCCACAGAGAUAUCAAGGCUGCUAAUGUUCUCCUGUCAAGCUCAGGCAGAGUCAAGAUUGCCGACUUUGGAGUCGCUGCCCAACUGACCAACAUCCAAUCACAGCGUCUGACCUUUGUCGGCACUCCAUUCUGGAUGGCCCCUGAGGUCAUCCAAGAAGCGGGUUACGAUUUCAAAGCAGACAUCUGGAGUCUAGGUAUUACCGCCAUGGAGCUUGCCAACGGCGAACCCCCUCACAGCCAGGUCCAUCCUAUGAAGGUUUUGUUCUUGAUUCCCAAGGAAAAGGCUCCGAGACUCGAAGGCGGCACCUGGAGCAGGGAGUUCAGAGACUUUGUUGCCCUUUGCCUGAACAAGGAUGCCGACACACGACCUACCGCCAAGACUCUUCUCAAACACAAGUUCAUCCAGCGUGCCGGAAGAGUCGAUUCUCUCAAGCUGCUUGUUGACAGAGCUCGCAACCGCAUCGCCAACGAGAAGAAGGAUCGUCUCAGAUACUACGAGCAGACCUUACAUGAGCUCCACGCACCCAACGAAGACGAUGAUUGGGUCUUUGACACCGUCAGACCGGGAACCUACCACUCUCAGACCGUCAAGCCACGCGAUCCUUCACACAUGAUUGCAUGGGACAGCGAAGCCGAAGAUGCCUUUGCCGCCAUGGAAAACCUCGACAUCUCAUCGGGUGCUUCGCCUUCAUACGAUCCCGCUGCCACCAUUCGCACAUCCAAGCAUACCUCCACCUCUCCCUCACAUCAUGCUGAUCCUUCUGCCACAACUCGCAAGGCAAAACAACCUCUGGGACUCGAUAUGUCGUUUGGAAAUGGAGCUUCGACUGUGCGCCAAUUCAAGCGCGUGCCAUCCGGUGGAGCCCGUCCCUCGAGCUCUGGAUCGUCACAGACAGCUGUCGAAGACUCCGAGAACCUGCCCCCUGCCGCUGCCGUAAUGAUGCCCGAUACAAAGGAAGCUAUUCUUGGAAGACGCGCCUACGUAAAGUGUAUUGAUCCAGCACUCCAAGAAUUAUAUGCCUCUACCGCUCCUGGACCCAAGCAGACAGCUCUGGCCAGGAUGGCUGAAGCUUGGAACAUCUUAGAUGAAACAGAUCCUGAGGGCGAAUUGUUGUUGCUCAAAGCAAUCUUCGAGCGAGUCCAGAAGGAUCCUAGACUUGCAGCUCAAGCCCCCAUUGUGACGGAGAAGGAGACCUUGGUCACACCCCCGACCUCACCAUACAAGUCGGAAAUGACUCCUACCGUCCGCUCGAUGCGAAGACAAAGUGCCUUCGUCGACAGCGAACGCGAAAAGAUUCUUCGCACUGCCAUCCUGGAAGACAGAAUGCCUGGCAAAGUCGAGACUGGCCUGGAACACAUCGGCAUGCUGGCAGAUGCCUUGUACGGCCGCUGGAGCGAGGGCUUGCGUAUGCGCUGGCCCAAUGCUUAG